This is a messenger RNA of Physcomitrium patens, 1794 nucleotides long. RefSeq lists its product as uncharacterized. NCBI's taxonomy places the organism in Eukaryota, Viridiplantae, Streptophyta, Bryopsida, Funariales, Funariaceae. The record is from RefSeq and is a predicted model, not a curated record.
UGGAAUCGAUGAAAACUGAGUUGUGAGGUGAAUGGCGGAGCCUCCUCGGCGCUCAUGCGUGGCGGAUUCGACGCCAUCGUUGAACGUCAUCGCUGUGUUCCGACGAUCUGGUCACGCAAUUGCCGAGUUGGGUUACAGCUUUCGUGUGAGGUUGAGAAGAAACAAGAGUGUUGGUGCAAGACCCAUAACGCCGAAUCGUCAGCCUCUUACUCGUCCUUAUUUGGUCGUGCUUUGAGCCACAUCUCGGCAAGGCUCCUAUGCGAGUUCUGUGCAUGAAUUGAGAGUGAAAUGCGGUAGAAAGACGGUUCGAUUGAGUCAGUUUGGGGGGAGGGAACUCUCAGGAAGCAGCGAUGAGGGAGCUCUUGCCGAAGCUGCAGCAAUUGCUUCCUCAACUGAAGAUCCGGCUUCGGGCAUCGGUGCGCCGUCGCCUGGCCUUAGAUGUCAUGGCGUUAAGUACAGGAGUGCGCGCUGCUGUGAUGCUUGAUUACAUAUCAUGCACGCCACAAAUGUUACAACAAGUGUGCCAACUUCUACUUUAUCUAUCCCAGGUAUGGAAUGAGGUAGGAGCUCUGCGGGUGCUGCACAUGGAAGAGUGUGGCUAUUUGAUCCACCCUUCUUAUAUGUUAGAAUACAUGGAUCGAAGUCUGCAAUCUCCGCCACAGCUUCUGUUUGUCGUUCUCGAUGAUGACAUUCCUCGGAAAGCAUCUCAAGUUGAACACGAGGCAAUUGUACAGAGCCUCCUUGAAAUUCAGCAAAAACUGUCAUCUCUUUUCUUGGCUCAAAACGUCAGUUCCUGUUCUCUUGAUGAUUCCCAAGAAUUCAAAAGGGAGAAUCUCUCAGCAGAGGCUCCAGUAGAAACAGCCCCCAGUGUCCUAGAAGCAGGGAUCACGAAUGGUUCUGGUAUACUGUUGCCCACUCUUAAUGGAUGGUUGCUUGGCUAUCCAGUAGUGUAUUACUUCAAGGAAGAGAACACAUCUAAGGCAGGGCGGUGUGUUACCAGCGGACCAGUACAGCUUCACCAAGUUUUAAUAAGCAGUACGUUUUUGAAUUCGUCCCCACAAAAAGCUGGCGAAUUAACAUAUGAUGAGGAUGAGCUCUUAAGAGUGGCACACUAAGACGAGAUUCUCGCAGCCUUGUAUCUUUCUUAUAAACACAUAAUUUCGUGAUGAGCAAGGUACUGUCACUGAAGACAAAGACUUGGAGCAGCUGAACUCUAUCAACCCUUUGAGUGAACUCCACACCCCUGACUACCAAAACACUGGAUCUGUCAGUCUCAAACAGAGGAAUCUAAAACCUACUGCUUCUCAAACAAUCUCAUCUCCGUUCGUUGACGAUCUCGGUUUCUCCGACGCAUGCACAGUUGUUUGGAAUCUAGACUGUUCAACGCAACCACCGUAAAUCUGAAACUCAAUUCUGGGCUCUUGGGGUAGAAUGGCUCCUACUUGAAAUCAUGAAGGUGACCAGGAAUGGAGAGCAAAUGUACCAGCUGCCGGUGGUUACGUCAUUGUCAUAAGCAUCGUUGGAUGCUUCUUCUGCGCGGCGUUCGUCGCGAGAGGUCCACCACCUCCUCGCGCUUCAUGCUUCGCGUGUGGGUUCGCAGUCAUCCAUUCGUAGCGGCAAUGAACAUGAAAUCAUCCGCCUAUAAUUUGUCCAUGCAUCGUAUUUGUUGCACAUAGCGUUUGAGAAAUGUCAUUAGAAUAUUUUACUGCGUUAAAAAUAUGCAUAUGUAAUGAUAUGUUAUUGAGUAGCUACAACAACAGUUAGAAUGAAGAUAUUCACCGAUUUUAUGUUUCA